Molecule: messenger RNA, 300 nt
Organism: Ilex paraguariensis (yerba mate)
Lineage: Eukaryota; Viridiplantae; Streptophyta; Magnoliopsida; Aquifoliales; Aquifoliaceae
Source: the annotation of a GenBank genome assembly
AUGGAUAACUAUCAUGCGCAAAACUUCAGGACCUCAGCCUCCAGUUUUGUCUCAGCUACAAAACACCCUUUUGUCACACAUGUGAACGCACAUUUUAUCCCAGAUGAUGCACGAAGCAAUGCUUGGGUCUCGUUUGAUGGGAAGAGAAGGCAACAACUGUCGAGAGGAGAUUCUGUAAGGAUAUGUAUGAGCCAGCAUCCACUUCCAACAGUCAACAAAUGCGACCAGACAGGUGAUUGGUUCCGCAGCUUGAUUCGCUGCCUGAAUUGGAAUGAAAGACUAGAUCAGAAGGCUCUUUGA